CGCUUCUCCACCCGGCUGGUCUUUUUGGAUCUCGCAGCAAUGGCGGAACAGCAGCAGUUCUACCUCUUGUUGGGUAACCUCAUGAGUGCUGACAACAAUGUCAGGAAACAAUCUGAGGAGGCCUAUGACACCAUCCCGGGACAGAACAAGAUCACAUUCCUACUGCAGGCCGUCAGAGAUGCUUCUGCUGCAGAGGAGGUCAGACAGAUGGCGGCAGUGCUGCUGCGCCGGCUGCUGUCCUCUUCCUUUGAGGAAAUCUACCCGGGUCUGACGGUGGAGAUGCAGACGGCCAUUAAGACAGAGCUGCUGACCAGCAUUCAGCAGGAGACCUCGCCAAACAUCCGCAAAAAAAUCAGCGACAUAGCAGCUGAGCUCUCCCGUAACCUCAUAGAUGACGAUGGGAAUAACCAGUGGCCAGAGGUGCUUAAGUUCCUCUUUGACUCCGUAAACUCGGACAAUGUUGGACUGCGAGAAGCGGCCCUGCAUAUAUUCUGGAAUUUCCCUGGUAUCUUUGGCAACCAGCAGCAGCAUUACAUGGAGGUCAUCAAGCGCAUGCUCGUUCAGUGCAUGCAGGACCAGGCAAACCCACAGAUUCGUACCCUGGCAGCUAGGGCUGCGGCGUCCUUUGUGCUUUCAAAUGAAAGCAACACUGCUCUGCUUAAGCACUUUGCGGACCUGCUGCCAGGCAUCCUGCAGGCGGUGAAUGAGUCGUGCUACCAGGGAGAUGACUCUGUGCUCAAGUCUUUAGUGGAAAUUGCCGACACGGCACCUAAAUACCUGAGACCCAACCUGGAGGCCACGCUGCAGCUCUGUCUGAAGCUGUGCGCCGACACCAACCUGACCAACAUGCAGAGGCAGCUGGCUCUGGAAGUCAUCGUCACGUUAUCGGAGACGGCAGCGGCUAUGCUGAGAAAACACACGGCCAUUGUAGCUCAGAGCGUGCCCCAGAUGCUGGCCAUGAUGGUGGACCUGGAGGAUGAUGAUGAGUGGGCCAUGGCCGACGAGCUGGAAGAUGAUGACUUUGACAGUAAUGCUGUGGCUGGGGAGAGCGCUCUGGACAGAAUUGCCUGUGGUCUGGGAGGAAAGAUCAUUUUGCCCAUGAUCAAACAACACAUCAUGCAGAUGCUGCAGAACCCCGAUUGGAAGUACCGCCACGCAGGGCUGAUGGCGCUGUCGGCCAUUGGGGAGGGAUGCCACCAGCAGAUGGAGGCCAUCCUCCAGGAGAUCGUCAGCUUUGUCCUCCUGUUCUGCUCCGACCCUCAUCCUAGAGUACGCUACGCUGCCUGUAAUGCCAUCGGACAGAUGGCCACAGACUUUGCCCCCACCUUCCAGAAGAAAUUCCAUGACAAGGUGAUCUCAGCUCUGCUGCAGACCAUGGAGGAUCAGAGUAACCCUCGAGUGCAGGCGCACGCUGCCGCCGCCCUCAUCAAUUUCACAGAGGACUGCCCCAAAUCACUGCUCAUCCCUUACCUGGACAGCCUGGUGCAGCAUCUGCACGUCAUCAUGGUUGCCAAGCUCCAGGAGCUGAUCCAGAAAGGCACCAAGCUGGUCCUGGAGCAGGUGGUGACUUCCAUCGCGUCUGUGGCGGACACGGCCGAGGAGAAGUUUGUACCAUACUACGACCUGUUCAUGCCCUCGCUCAAACACAUCGUGGAGAACGCCGUGCAGAAGGAGCUGCGGCUGCUCCGCGGGAAAACCAUCGAGUGCAUCAGCCUGAUCGGCCUGGCCGUCGGCAAGGAGAAGUUCAUGCCGGAUGCCUCCGCAGUCAUGCAGCUGCUCCUCAAGACCCAGACAGACUUCAACGACCUGGAAGACGACGACCCUCAGAUCUCAUACAUGAUAUCAGCCUGGGCCAGGAUGUGCAAGAUCCUGGGGAAGGAGUUUCAGCAGUACCUGCCUGUGGUGAUGGGCCCGCUGAUGAAGACUGCCUCCAUCAAGCCUGAGGUGGCACUCCUGGACACCCAGGACAUGGAGAACAUAUCGGAAGAUGACGGCUGGGAGUUUGUUAACCUGGGAGACCAACAGAGUUUUGGAAUCAAGACAGCGGGCCUGGAGGAGAAGGCCACAGCCUGCCAGAUGUUGGUCUGCUAUGCCAAAGAGCUGAAAGAGGGAUUUGUGGAGUACACGGAGCAGGUGGUGAAGAUGAUGGUUCCGCUGCUGAAGUUCUACUUCCACGAUGGUGUGCGAGUGGCAGCGGCGGAGUCCAUGCCCCUCCUGCUGGAGUGUGCUCGGGUCCGAGGCCCAGAGUACCUCACUCAGAUGUGGCACUUCAUGUGCGACGCCCUGAUCAAGGCCAUCGGCACCGAGCCCGACUCCGACGUCCUGUCAGAAAUCAUGCAUUCGUUCGCAAAGUGCAUCGAGCUGAUGGGAGACGGGUGUUUAAACAACGAGCAUUUUGAGGAGCUGGGCGGCAUCUUAAAAGGGAAACUGGAGGAGCAUUUUAAGAAUCAGGAGCUGAGACAGGCCAAGAGACAGGAUGAAGACUACGAUGAGCAAGUGGAGGAAACCCUACAGGACGAGGAUGAGAAUGAUGUCUACAUCCUGACCAAAGUGUCAGACAUCCUGCACUCUGUGUUCAGCAGUUACAAAGAGAAGGUGCUGCCCUGGUUUGAGCAGCUGCUGCAGCUCAUCGUUCAGCUAAUAUGUCCCAACAGGCCGUGGGCGGACAGGCAGUGGGGUCUGUGCAUCUUUGACGACGUGGUGGAGCACUGCAGUCCUUCCUCUUUCAAAUACGCCGAGUACUUCCUGCGGCCCAUGCUGCAGUCGCUGUGUGACUCCAGCCCGGAGGUCCGGCAGGCCGCCGCCUACGGCGUGGGUGUCAUGGCUCAGUUCGGCGGGGAGAGCUAUCGGCCCUUCUGCACAGAGGCCCUCCCCCUGCUGGUCAGAGUCAUCCAGGCAGCCGACUCUCGUUCAAAAGAGAACGUCAACGCCACGGAAAACUGCAUCUCCGCGGUGGGAAAGCUCAUGAGGUUCCGGCCAGAGUGUGUCAACGUGAAUGAGGUCCUUCCCCACUGGCUCAGCUGGCUGCCGCUCAACGAGGACAAAGAGGAGGCCGUCCACACCUUUGACUUCCUGUGUGACCUCAUCGAAAGCAACAACCCCAUCGUCCUCGGGCCAGACAACUCCAACCUUCCGAAAAUUUUCCUUAUCAUAGCCGAGGGGGUUGCAAACGAAUCGGUCAAAAGUGAGGACGCCUGCAGCAAAAGACUCGCAAACGUCAUCCGUCAAGUACAGGUGUCUGCAGAAUUAUGGACGCAGUGUGUGUCGACGCUGAACGAGACGCAGCAGAAAGCCAUACAGGACCUACUGAAUACUGCCUGA
Menidia menidia (Atlantic silverside) is the source of this 3321-nucleotide messenger RNA. NCBI's taxonomy places the organism in Eukaryota, Metazoa, Chordata, Actinopteri, Atheriniformes, Atherinopsidae. The record is from the annotation of a GenBank genome assembly.